Messenger RNA from Pteropus alecto (black flying fox), 6811 nucleotides. RefSeq names its product protein SLFN14 (gene SLFN14). Gene Ontology annotation, molecular function: RNA endonuclease activity; ribosome binding. Gene Ontology annotation, biological process: rRNA catabolic process; mRNA catabolic process. The transcript has 4 exons. Lineage: Eukaryota; Metazoa; Chordata; Mammalia; Chiroptera; Pteropodidae. The coding region runs from base 1029 to 3761 and encodes 910 amino acids. The record is from RefSeq and is a predicted model, not a curated record.
GAGAGCAAACUAUGACAGAGGAGGGUACACAUACUGCUGAAUGCCUGAUUUUUUUCCUUUUGGUGAGUACAAACAACACUUAUAUGGCCUCUGCCUUGCAAAGAUCACACAGAAGAAAUGGGUUCUCUUCUUCUAGAGGAAGAAUUUUGGUUUGGGUUAGUAAACAUUUUAUUUUUUUAACAAAAGCUAAGAGAGUCAUGUCUGAAAUAUUUGCUUCAGUGCCCUAAUUUUGACCUAGAGUGCUCUAUUUGUGAAGCAAAAGGUGAUUGGCCACAGUUUAAUAACCAUGUCCCUACAUUCAUAUUCUUGUCCAAGUCUUAGAGGUUCUCACAGCACUGGCAGAACUAUUAGGAGGGCAGGAAAACACCUGCUUCUGUAUCACUGUAUAUGAAGAAAUGUACUUUUAGAAUAAUGUUUGAAGAGAUAAAACAAUUUCUGCAUUUGGUGUUGAUUGACAUUCUUUCAGGAGUAGAAUAAAGCUUUAAAAAUGUAUAAAAUAAUAAUACCAAGUUUAUGUUUGUUUUUAUAGCAAGAUAUCUAUAUCACGUAUACUCUCAAACUAUACUCCAUUAGUUCCCUAUUGCCCCUCUUUCUUUCUCCUUUGAAUUAUAAAUAGGAGGAUCUUCUGACUUUAAGUUCUGCUUCUACACAUUCUCUAAUAACUUACAUUGGUUCCUGUGCCAACCCAUGUUCUUUAUAUCUGGGUUCACUGUUGGUGCUUCCUAAUUUUAAGUAAAAAAAUGGCCAAAAAUUCCAGUGCUAUAAGUUUUCUGUUAUGGCAAAAUAUUAAGCAUUUACCUUUACCUAUGCCCAUUCAUGAUGGAAAAACUAAGGAUCUUGACAAAGUUGUUAGAAAACAGUGAUAUCAAAGAUUAUUUCCAUGUUAAAAUGUAUUGCCAAUAACUUAAAACUUUGAAGAGAAUAUUGUAAUAUCUUGAAUUCUUGUUAAUGCAGAAGCAACAUUUCUGUCCUGAUUAUUUAUUGGAAUCCAUUUCUGUUAUUGUUUGGAGCACAGAGGGGUUGCUGAGAUGGAGAGUCUCAAGACCAAUACGGAAAUGCUCUAUCCUGAGGUAAUUGUAGAAGUGGGCAGAGUGACUUUUGGAGAAGAGAACAGGAAGAAGAUGACCAAUAACUAUUUGAAAAGAACUGAGAAUUCUAAAAUCAUCCAAGCUACAUGUGCACUCUUAAAUUCUGGAGGGGGUGUGAUUAAAGCGGAGAUUGACGAUAAAACCUACAGUUACCCAUGCCAUGGGCUGGGACAGGAUCUGGAAACUUCUUUUCAAAAGCUCCUUCCUUCAGGUUCACAGAAAUACCUUGACUACAUGCAGCAGGGGCACAAUCUCCUGAUUUUUGUGAAGUCAUGGAGCCCAGAUGUUUUCAGCCUACCUCUAAGGAUUUGCAGCUUGCGCUCAAAUUUAUAUCAGAGAGAUGUGACUUCCGCUAUCAACCUGAGUGCCAGCAGUGCCCUGGAGCUUCUGAGAGAGAAGCAGUCUAGAGCCCAAAGAGGAAGAUCGAGGGUGAAGGAGCUGCAUCCUCAGAAAGUUCUUGACAGAAACAUUCAGGAAGAGGAAAAUAUGAAGACGUCUGCCUCAGAAUUUUUUAAAAAGGACAAACUCAUGUAUAAAGAGAAACUCAGCUUUACUGAGUCAACACAUGUAGAGUUUAAAAGGUUCACUACCAAAAAGAUUAUCCCUCGAAUUAAAGAAAUGCUGCCUCAUUACAUUUCUGCAUUUGCCAAUACCCAUGGGGGAUACCUAAUUAUUGGGGUGGAUGAUAAGAGCAAAGAAGUGUUUGGAUGUAAGAGAGAAAGAGUAAACCCUGACCUAUUAAAAAAAGAAAUAGAAAACUGCAUAGAAAAACUGCCAACAUUCCACUUCUGCUGUGAGAAGCCAAAAGUGAAUUUCACUACCAAAAUCUUGGAUGUAUACCAAAAAGAUGCCUUGUAUGGUUAUGUCUGUGUGGUUCAAGUGGAGCCCUUCUGCUGUGUGGUAUUCACAGAGGCCCCGGAUUCCUGGAUUAUGAGGAACAAUUCUGUCACAAGGCUGACAGUCGAGCACUGGGUGGCCAUGAUGCUGGAUAUUCAGCCAGCUCCUUCUAGUCUGGCCACAGACUACAGCCUUCUCCCGGUUUCACCAGCUUCGUCUGCACUAAGAAGUCCAUCAUGUCCCAUAAAAGUCCUGAAAUUUAAAGGUGCUCUACAACAACGUUUGUUUCCAGUGACACAGGAAGAGAUACAAUUUAAACCAGAAUCACUCUGUAAGAAGCUAUUCUCAGAUCAUAAAGGACUGGAAGAAUUAAUGAAGAUGCAGAUACAUCCUUGUUCUCAGGGGAUUGUGAUAUUUUCUAGAAGCUGGGCUAGUGAUGUUGGCUUAAAAAAAGAGCAGGAUGUCCUGUGUGAUGCUCUCCUAAUAGCAGUUAAUAGCCCCCUUGUACUCUUUACAAUCUUAAAACACCCCAGUAAGAGUGAAAGCCUUGAGUAUGCCCGAAAUACUGCUCGUCAGUUAAAGCAGAAACUAGGAACUAUUGGUUACACAGAAAAAGUGUGUGUCAUUCCGAAGCUGAUAUACCUGCCCACCACACAGUGCAGACCUUGUGAAAUCCCUGUAUACUACCCCCAAGCCUACCAGCUUGCUAAUGAGGAGGAAAUGGAAGACUUGUUGCAGGCCCUUAUCGUGGUCUCACUGUGCUCUAGAUCUCUUUUGAGUGACCUGCUGGGCUAUGAAUUUUUCAACUUGCUCAUAGCAGAGCAGUGUGAGCUGCUUUCAGAGAGCCUUCAGGAGACCCGAGAACUGUUCAUCUACUGCUUUCCAGGAACCAGGAAGACAGCCCUAGCCAUAAAGAUCAUGGAGAAAAUUAAGGACUUAUUCCACUGCAAACCAAAAGAGGUUCUCUAUGUUUGUGAAAAUGACUCCUUAAAGAAUUACGUGGUCCAGCAAAUCACCUGCCAAGCUGUAACUCGGAAAACCUUCAUGCGAGGGGAGUUCCUAAAGAUUAAACACAUAGUGAUGGAUGAAACUGAGAAGUUCUGCAGUAAAUAUGGUGAUUGGUACAUGAAGGCUAAGAGCAUCACCCAUUCAAAGGUGAGGGGGGCUGCAAGUGAAAACUUUCCCCGUGGGGUUCUCUGGUUUUUUCUGGACCCUUUCCAAGUUCAUCAUGCUGAUGUCAAUGGUCUUCCCCCUCCAUCUGCUCAGUUUCCUCGUAAAACAAUCACCAAUGGGAUUCACUGUUCUCUGGAAAUAGCGAUGGUCAUGAAACAAGAAAUGAAGAGAAUCAAAGAAAAUCCUCUCUUCAAUAUGUCUCCAGACAUACUGUCAUUGUUCAGGGAAGCUGCCUACGAGGAAGCAAUAUGUGCUCAGGCUCUGCCUGGGGUGUGUGAGACGGAGACUAACCUGACAAUAGGGCAAAUCGCGAAUCGUGUGGCAGAAAGAUGUCACAGCCUGUUCCAAUGUGGCUAUUUGCCCAAAGACAUAGCAAUUCUGUGCAGGAGAGUGGAGGACAGAGGGCGUUAUGAGCUUGCCCUGCUAAAAGCAAUGGAAUUAAUUGAAACUCACAGAGCAACGGAAGUUGUGUUCAGCCAGGCCUCUGAUGUUUUGGGUAGUCACAUCAUUUUAGACAGUCUUCAGCAGUUUUCAGGCCUGGAGAGGAAUAUUGUGUUUGGGCUCAGUCCAGAAUGUACCUUGUCAGAGGAAACUCAUAAGCUCUGCUUUGCCUCAAGAGCCAUUAAACACCUCUACCUGCUUUAUGAAAAGGCAGCCUUCUGAAAAUUAUUUCAAACAAUAUAGGAAUCCAGAAAAAGCAGAGUCCCUUCUUCCAGGCAAGUGGCAGCUACUCCCUUUCACGUGUACAAGUGAGGAAAUCAAGGCAGAGUCAGUAUGGCAGAGAGCCACAGAAAUGUAUCUUGGGACCCUGACACUCUAUGUGCAGAGUUCCUAUCUGUUUUCCAGUACACUUCACCUCCUUCAUGUAUGACAGACAUAUUUGGUCGCCUUCCUCCAGUUUUCUUAGCCUAAUUUGGCUUCCAUCCUAUCAAACAGAGAGGUUCUCCUCAUACGGAGAACUGAUUUUGUGCCAUCCCCUGCUAAUGUAUCUUCAGUGAGUCCCUGCAGUCUUCAAACCAAACCAAUUUUCAGGGUUUUCCAUGAAACACCCUGACAUACUCUUCUAACACAUUCUUUAUUAUACCUCCAUUUCCCAAUGUUUCUAAUGCUCCCAGUCCAGGUGGACUAUUUUGAGGGUGGGGAGUAGGGUGCCCUCCAGGCUACUUACUUUGACUGGGUAUCUCAGGACAGCACCUUUGUUGGCACGUAAUACUGGCUAUGGGACUCAAGCUUUAUAGGCUCAGAACUCGAUUUCCUCUGUACCAAGUUUGGAUCAGUCUCUUGAGGAUGGCUUUAUACUAAUAAAGUUCACAAAAGACCAAGGCAUAAAAGAAAAUGCUACUCUGACAAUUUACAGCGAGGAUUGUAGUAAUAGGUGGGCCGGAUGCUUUUGCUAAUCAGUACAUUUAAUAGUAACAUAGGAAACCAAAUUAUACAAGCAAAGCUUUGCAGCAAGGGGAGUUGGUAAUCUGAUUCAAAUGUAUGAAGUCUUCAGGCUAUGUUAGACUAUUGCAACCAUCUCUAAAAUAGAAAUAUUUCUACCACAAGGGCUAGAGAGGUCAGGUUUACAAAAGAAAGCAAAUUUAGAAUGCUAAGAGUGACUAGUUUUUCCAUAAUCUCUGCCUCGGAUGAAGUUUUUUUUCUCUCUUUAGUUUCUAAAGUUUCCAGGUUGACCACUAACCUUCCCCUCACUACUCCCAACACAUAACAUUUUUCUCAUAUUCAUUCUUUAUGUCUUAAUACUUUCAUCUAGGCUAGAAAGUGCUUACACCCGGCUACUGGCCUGGGAAUUGGUCUCACUAUAAGAGGUCUUUGCACAUCCCCGAUCUUUUCCAUGAUGAUUUGGUGUUAAUUUUAUAAUCCAGUGAGAGGUUACAGGGAACCUGUACAGCAAUACUACCACCUACACACCCAUACACAUUCUUGGCUUCUGGCUGUGCCUAUGCCAUUUUCUCAGCCUUCAAACCUUUUUCUGCUCCCUCUACCUGUUGAAAUCCUUUCUUGUCAAUCAUGUCUUUGUUCAAGUGCCAACCUUUUCAAUUAACUUUUUUUCAUUCCCCAAAAUUAAACUUAGUUUCCCUUUCUGCUGCUAUUCUAUGGCUUAAAUUUUUUAAAAUGAGAAUACCAAACUCUUUCUAAACUAUGCCAGAGUAGUUGCUGGCAUAGCAGAAUCUAUGCAAUACCUUCCUAUCAUGUCUUCUUUCCAAUGUAUGUGCAAUAUAUUAGAAAUAAAAUCAAAGGUCCUUUUCUCUAGUCAGCUCUCAAAAUAGUUAAGCUAAUAUUAUGCUCUGCAAUGCAAUCUUAUUUUUCCAUAGGUUUUUUUUUUUUUUAAUGCUUUGGAAAGAUUCCUAUUUCCAGACUGUUUUUAACUUCUAGAAAGGUUAAAGACAACUUUAUUGAUGCUGGAGAGGCCUGAAUGCAGGACGAAGUAUGGAAAUAUUCUUUUGGCUAUAAUUUUAGAUAAAGCCCAUCAACUUUCUGAGAGGUAGGAGGGCAGGUAGGGCUUAGAAAAGUACUCUUAGCUGCCUUUUUUAACUGCUCGGGCCACCAGGCAGGCCAGUCUGAACCUGGACAUGGAUCGGACAGAAGAACCUCUCUCCUACACUUGCUGCACCAAUUACUUGACAUUUACUCCUUUUUACUGUUCCUUGGGCGGGUGGGGGCCGGGGGAGUGGUUAGGGUAAUUUUAGGUGGGAGAAAAUAAAGUUCAGCAAUUAAUAUUUUUUUGUCUUUAUUUUUUUAACUAAUUUGUUUUUGAUGACGUAAAAGAUACCAGUGCAUUAACAACUGGAUAAUGGGAGAUGUGUGAAUUCUUUAAAAAUAAUUUAAAGAGGCAAAGUGGAAGAGAAUUGGAGAAAUGGAGAGUACAGGGAACUGCUAUAUUUUAGUCAUAAGCCUCAGUACCAUUUAACGUUUUAAACUAUAUGCAUGUAUUAUAUAAUUUUUGAUAUGGUAAUUGAUUUUAAAAAUUGUUUUAAAUACUGAAUUUGAGAGUCUUUGCCAACUUUCAGUCUCCUGAAACAGCUCAGUCAGGCUCGAAGUAGAAGGCCUAACCCAGUGGUUCUCAACACUGGCUACUCAUUAUUUUUAUCUGGAGAGCUUUAAAAAAUACCAGUGAUCUGGCAGACACUAGAGCAAUUAAAUCAGCAUCUCUGGGCAUGUGCUUGGAUAGUGUUAUUUAUUAAAAAUUGUGCAGAUGAUUCUAAUAUGCCACCAGGGUUGAGAACCAUUAAGCCCUUCUCCUAGUCUUCUUUCUGUAGACAAAUAGAUGUGUACACAUUUCUCUUCCCAUUAGACUAUGAGAUCUUUGAGAGUAAGGAUGGUCACUUACACAUCUUUACUUCCCCAAAAGCAAUUAUUGUAGUGCCUUGAACAUAGAGUGCUCAGUAAUUAUUUGUUGAAUGGACUUGCCACUUUCGGAAAAUCAGAAUUUAUUAGGGACAAUGCUUCUAUUCAGUGAAAUGAAUAUCUAAUUUCAGAGACUUCAAAGAGAUCAGUGUGGAGAAUAAUCAACACGGCAAUAAUUAAUAAUAAGAGAAUAAAGCAAUUCGAUCUGUUUUUAGGCAACAAAGUUAAAGGUUCAUGUUGAUGGAAUUCAUUUGGUUUGAGUUUGAGAUUAGGAACUGGUAGGGACUAAUAAUAAUUGACUAACUUACUUGUACUUAGAAUUCCGAUUUUUUUUCUACAGACCCUUGAUGCAAUGGAUAAAACAA